AUGAGUGGUCUAACUUUUCCGACUGCGAAGGAGGAGCCUGUGCCGGCACAGGCUUCGACCACGAUGGACCCACGGCAACUCGUCGCCCCUGGCGCGCAGGUGAACAAUACCGACUUCGCCUUCACGCAGCCGUGGCCUGUCACGACCAUGCCUGUCACGACCAUGCCAAACCUUCUAACUAAUACCACGGAUUAUUCUACUAUGCCUUCCUAUUACAAUUACGCCGAAAAUCGAUCUCCUUAUCUACCCCCAGCAACAGGUGUCAACGCCCAAUACCCAGCAUCUUUCGGGAACUUUAACGCUAUCCCGCAGUCUCAAGUUCCCCUGAUCCAGCCGGUGAUGGGUUCUAACGGGGUGCGGAAAAUACCUCGAAAGAGGGAAAGGAAAGAUGGCGUUUUGUAUCUCGAACCUACCGAUGUCUACCGCGAGCCGCGGGACCCGCCUAAGAGCUGGGGACCGAAGGUCAGCGGUGACAAUCAAUUGGACAGCCAGGACGAUCACCUGUUCUCAUACACCUCUGACGGCGAGCUUGGAGCAGGCUGGCCUGCAGCUCAGUGCAAGAAGCGGUACCCUCGUCUAGAGCACUCAACAAGGUGUCGCUUUGAGGACUGUGAUGAUGCACCGCUCCGCAGCAUCGUCCAGGGUCAACCAUGGGUUAUUUUUGAUGAGCGCCAGAAUCUGGAUGGGUCUGUCGUCGACCCCUUCCACAACGCGGGAUAUGUUCAUCUCAACUGCCUCGAGAAGCACUUCGAUAUUCUCGAGCUAUGGAAGCCUUGCGAUAUCCGCCUUGACAACCGGCAUUUCAUACGCGAAUCAUACCCCUACUUUGCUCUAGCUCGGGACGAUUUCCUCGUUGGUAUCGAGAAGGCAUUCCUGGAGUGGUACGAAGCGGAGCGGGCCAAGUACUGGGCUGCAAAAGAAAAAGGCGUGAGACGGAGUCGAGAGCGGGAGUUUCGUCUCGACCAGGUGUUUGUCGAUUACAAGCUUGCCAACGAACCUAUAGGUCGUACAAAACAGCGGGAAUCUAGAGCCGGGAUCGACAUCGGGACGCAUCGGGGCGACCGCGAGCGGAAGUAUUAUCUCAAGGAGCUGAGAGACCACGACCUGCUCGAUGAGAAUCGCAAACCAGUACCCAAUGCUGAUGCUCGCCUAGAGCAAAUGAAGGCCGAAAAGGUAAAAAACCGACGUAAAAAAAAGUUAACAAAGCGCCGCGAGGAAAGUGAGAACGAGGCGGCAGGCCAGAAUGCCACUGCUGACACAAAUGUCACGACUCAUUCUGGAACCGAGGGAGUAGUUGUGGACCUCACUGAGGACCACAAUGUUGCGACUCCUCCCCAGCAAGCGGAACCCGUCGAGUCCAAUGCCAGUACCAGUCAUGAGGUCCAUACCCAGCAGGAGCCUGUCACCUAUACAGCUCCUGUCAACCAUACAUCAUAUUACCAGCAAGACCCUGUCGGGUACAGCGGUAAUGUAAAUCCUUUGGUAUCUUCCCAGCCAGCGCCUGUCGAUUACACUGGUCAUGUCAGCCACGCACCAUUUUCCCAGCAGGGGCCCAUCGGUCACAACGGUAUUGCAGGCCAUGCGAUUUACUCGCAGCACCAACAAGGCCCCUCAGAGGAUUUGCACACGAACCCGGCUCGAGGCUACAACCCGGCGGCCCCUGCUCCUGCCUACUCAGUCUACGGGGUUGGCGCCGCCCUCUACCAGCCACAACCCAUCAAUUAUCAAAGUCAGCAGCCUUUCAUCGAUUUCGUCCUCAACGAACUAGUGCCCGAUGACUUCCACGACCAGCAGGCGCGCAACGUGGCCGCGGCAGCCCCUCCCAGCCGCAAGCGUGGUAGAGACGAGCCAGUGGACGACACUGCCGCCGUCGAGGAGAGCACGGCUAAGCGGCAGCGACAAGAGCCUCCGGCACCCAAGGUCACCGAUUUUGGUUACGAAGACGUCAGGAUCCCUGACCGCGCCGAUAAUGAGAGCUUGAAUCGAUGGCAGGCAGGCUAUCACACCUCGGAGUCUAUUCUGCAACCAGUUGCAGAUAGCCAGACAGGCGCAUUUGAGGUAAGUGCCAGCAUUGACGGCGGCGAAGCUGACUCCCCUGAUUUCACCGCACAUGAAUGGAUAAGGGAGGAGCUGUCCAAAGCCGAUAUGCUGAGCCUGGAGAUGGAUAAUGACUUCAGCCAAUUUGAUGGUUGGGUCGGUAAUGCUUUCAACGGCACCAGCGGAGACGAUUUGUCCGGCGACGCCUACGUGAACACCGGUGGAGGUGAGUAUGAGCCCCAGCCAGCUGCCCCGUCCCCCACAGAGCGGUUCAUUCCGCCGUCUCGCUCGAGCAGCGGCUCGGCUGGUCUCUCAGAGUCGCGCUGGGCUGCGUAG
Messenger RNA from Anthostomella pinea, 2373 nucleotides. The record is from the annotation of a GenBank genome assembly. Lineage: Eukaryota; Fungi; Ascomycota; Sordariomycetes; Xylariales; Xylariaceae.